Molecule: messenger RNA, 1323 nt
Organism: Dendrobium catenatum
Lineage: Eukaryota; Viridiplantae; Streptophyta; Magnoliopsida; Asparagales; Orchidaceae
Product: cysteine synthase
Exons: 7
Coding region: 100-1116 (338 amino acids)
Cellular component (GO): cytoplasm
Molecular function (GO): cysteine synthase activity
Source: RefSeq, a predicted model, not a curated record
UUUAAUUGGAUAAAAUAUUGAAGGACUUCAUUAAUAACUCCUGGCUGAAAUGGUGCUGAGGCAUCUUCAGUAACAGAGAAGAAAGCAAAGGAAGAAGACAUGGAGCAGAGAAGAGGCCUUCCUUCUUUUAUUUCUUCACAUGAAGAAGAGAGAGAAAAUAUUGCCUCUGAUAUCAUUCAGCUAAUUGGAUGGACACCAUUGAUAGAACUUAAAAGGAUUGUAGAAAAGGAAGGACUGCAUAUCCGGUUGGUUGGCAAACUUGAGUCAUAUCAACCUCUUUGCUCCGUUAAGGACCGUGGAGCACUCAGAAUGAUAGAAGAUGCAGAAGAGAAAGGCCUCAUUAAACCAGGCAUAAAUACAUUGGUAGGGCCAACCAGCGGAAAUCUAGGCAUUUCUUUCGCAUUUAUAGCUAUUAGGAAAGGCUACAAGUUCCUUGCUAUUAUGCCAGCUAACUACUCUGUUGAGAGACGCAUGCUAUUAAGAUAUUUGGGGGCCCAAGUGUUACUAACUGAUCCUAAACUAGGGAUCAAGGCAAUAUAUACCACUGUAGAUCAACUAAAAGAGAAGGAUCCUAAUAUAUUUGUUCUAGAUCAAACAACUAAUCCAGCAAAUCCUGAGGCACACUUUCUAAGCACUGGACCGGAAAUAUGGAAGGAUACGGCUGGCAAAGUUGAUAUUUUUGUAUGUGGUUCUGGGUCUGGAGGUACAAUUAGUGGAGCUGCAAGAUUUCUCAAAAUGAAAAAUCCAGCUAUCAAGAUCAUUUGUGUUGAACCAGCAGAGAGUGCAGUCAUUUCAGGAGGUCAACCUGGACCACACAACAUUCAGGGUCUUGGACCAGGAUUUGUUCCAGAAAUCCUGGACACUUCACAGAUUGAUGAAAUCAUCACAGUGACCACAGCAGAAGCAAUGACCCAAGCCAGAAGGCUUGCACUAGAGGAAGGAUUGGUUAUGGGUAUUUCAUCUGGAGCAUGCUUAGCUGCCUCCUUAAAAAUUGGCAAGAGGGAAGAAAACAAAGGGAAGAUGAUAGUAACAGUCUUCGCUAGUGCUGGGGAAAGAUAUUUAAGCACUGAAUUAUUUGAGGAAAUCAGAGAAGAGUGCAUCAAUAUGACCUUCUAAAUGAUUAUGGCUGUUUCUGGUCUGCACUAACUGAAGAAUUAUGUCUUCUUAAAAAUCAUUGGGUAAGCAUAUAUGCCGUAGUUGGUUGAUAUUCUGUGUGAAGAAACCAGGAAUAAGUACUGUGAAUAAUGUUUUUAGUAAUAAUCUGAUUUUCACUUUGAAAAGCAGAAGGGUUUUGGUUUAAUUAAUUUAUGUAGUAUCCUUAAA